CUGCUGUACAGGAUAAAUCAGAGCAGUGAAGAAAGUCCUGAGUGUGUCUGCUGUUUUCAGUGGCUCUCUGAUGUUUCAAAAUAUGGCUCUCAGUACUGUGAAGAACGAUGCUCUAUCAAGAGCAGAGUCUCACGUCGAGUCGUAUGAGAACUCUCAAAGAGCUUUACUGCGCCAGAGGCUCUCAGCGGCCAUCCAAGACUGCUUCAAGCUUGGGACGAACGCCCCUGGACCGAGUGUCCCUGUAAGACCACGGGACCUGGACAGUGAGAGGAGACUCAAGAGGAAACGUCCCAGAAGCCCUAGUGGUGGACACCAGAAAGCAGCUGACCUCAAGACAGAGAAGCAGAAGUUUUCUCUUCGUUCUGCUGUAACUGAGUGUCAGGCACUGCUGGAGGGAAAAGAGCACAGAAUCAAGAAAUGUCCUGUAAGGAAGAAACCUGAAUGCUCCGUGGACGAUUCUGCUUCUGAGGGUCCAUCCAGGAAGAAGUUUAAACAUGGGCAUGACUUUGGGUCAACAUUAAUCAAGCCUCAGUACUGUGAUGGACACCAGAGCGGCCCGCUGAUUCCUCCGGUGACUUCCUCAUCUCACAACACUAGGGUGUCAACGGUCACCCCCUUCAGGCGAGAUGAGCCCAUCAAGACAGUGAAUCAUCCUGUGAUGGGACACUAUGGAUUCACUCAUUCUCUGGAGGAUUCAUCCAAGAAGAGGUUCAUCAGAGAAGGCAUUGAUCAAGUGUUGACUCUCGUCCCCCUCUGGCAGCAACAAACCAUCGAGGACAUGAAGAGGAGCGCUCAAAGAGAACGUCAAGAGGCUGCUCGUGUCACACAUAUGGGACUGGACUGCAACAUCCUGGCCCACAGAGCAGACAGCCGAGUCCUUCAAAUUUACAAGGAACUUGACAGAAUGUGGCGCUUCUAGCUCCUCUGGCUCCCUUCCUGUUCUCUAAACCCCUUUCUUUACCCCAGGUUUUCCACCUUGAUGAAGACAGGAGUUUAUAUGUGGUUGUUUAUUAUUUUUGUAU
This is a messenger RNA of Megalobrama amblycephala (Wuchang bream), 1022 nucleotides long. RefSeq lists its product as uncharacterized. NCBI's taxonomy places the organism in Eukaryota, Metazoa, Chordata, Actinopteri, Cypriniformes, Xenocyprididae. The coding region runs from base 71 to 919 and encodes 282 amino acids. The transcript is spliced from 2 exons. The record is from RefSeq and is a predicted model, not a curated record.